Erythranthe guttata (spotted monkey flower) is the source of this 2404-nucleotide messenger RNA. It is a transcript of the gene TIP1, whose product is annotated as Ankyrin repeat family protein with DHHC zinc finger domain-containing protein. Gene Ontology annotation, molecular function: protein binding; palmitoyltransferase activity. Gene Ontology annotation, cellular component: Golgi membrane. The record is from RefSeq and is a predicted model, not a curated record. Gene Ontology annotation, biological process: protein palmitoylation. NCBI's taxonomy places the organism in Eukaryota, Viridiplantae, Streptophyta, Magnoliopsida, Lamiales, Phrymaceae.
CUAUUUAAUCAAAAAUAUGUAAAAUAUCUUAUUGGACAGGUGAGAUGAGUUACUCCGGCUUCCAUUUUCCCCCAAAUAUAAGUUCAAUAUUCCCCAAUCCCAUACAGUCAACCCCCUCUCCUUCCAAGAAAAACCCUAGAAUUGGUCAAUUUUGCCGAUAUUUGAUUUUUAUCGCUACAAUUUACAUAUAUCUGCGUACAUUGCUGAUUCUCAAUUCGAAUCAUCCCGAUCUCCGUACGCACCUUCCAUUUUCUGAGAAUUUUGUAUUAUGGCGUCGGAGAUCGAGGUGGUUGAGGAGGUGGAAUCGAGAGAUCAUCGGUCGGAGUCCUAUUCAAACGGCGGAGAGGGGGCGGCGACAACAUCGGCGGUGGAAGAUGAGAGCUUGCGGAACGACGUGUACACGGCUGCGGCGUACGGAGAUAUGGAGAAGCUGCAGCGUCUGGUUGAGAGCGAGGGUUGCUCGGUUUCCGAGCCAGACGGCCUUGGCUACUACGCCCUCCAGUGGGCGGCGCUCAAUAAUCGGACCGCUGCUGCUCAAUACAUUAUCGAGCACGGAGGUGAUAUUAGUGCUCGUGAUCAUACAGGCCAAACAGCUCUGCACUGGAGUGCAGUGAGGGGUGCAAUCCAGGUUGCUGAACUUUUGUUGCAGGAGGGUGCUCGGGUUAAUGCAGCUGAUUUUAAUGGCUACCAGACAACACACGUUGCUGCACAAUAUGGUCAGACGGCUUACCUGUGUCAUGUUGUAACAAAGUGGAAUGCUGAUCCUGAUGUUCCUGAUAAUGAUGGAAGAAGCCCAUUACACUGGGCUGCUUAUAAGGGAUAUGCAGACUGCAUACGUCUUUUGCUAUAUCUGAAUGCAUAUAGGGCACGGCAGGACAAAGAAGGUUGCACCCCUCUGCAUUGGGCUGCCAUUAGGGGUAAUUUAGAGGCAUGCACUGUUUUGGUGCAGGCAGGAAAGAAGGAAGACUUGAUGGUAACAGAUAACACUGGCCUUACACCUGCGCAGCUUGCUUCUGAUAAAAAUCACAGACAAGUCGCAUUUUUCCUUGGAAAUGCUAGAAAGUUGUUCGAGAAACGAUGGGACAGCAACAGCUUCCUUGGCAAACUUUCAAAAUUAGGACUUGCUCCAAUUCUUUGGUGUAUAAUUUUCCUGAUGCUUGUGGCAUAUAUACAUUCGGUCGUCACAGCUUCAAACCUUCCAAGAUUAACAGCUGGGUUUGGUCUUUUUGCCUGGAUGGGUGUAUUCUUGGCAACUGUUGGCCUAAUUCUAUUCUAUAGAUGUAGCAGCAAGGAUCCUGGCUUUAUCAGAAUGAACAUGCACAACCAAGAAAACAUGAAAGAUGAUGAACCUUUCCUGAAGGUUGAAAUAAACAAUCCUGCUUUGCUCGAUGGAAAUUGGUCUCAGCUUUGUGCAACUUGCAAGAUUGUUCGGCCACUUCGUGCGAAGCAUUGUUCGACCUGUGAUCGUUGUGUUGAACAAUUUGACCAUCAUUGUCCGUGGGUAUCCAAUUGCAUUGGCAAGAAAAACAAGUGGGAUUUUUUCUUGUUUCUUGUUUUGGAAGUUCUGGCAAUGCUGAUUACUGGAGCAGUGGCUCUUACAAGGGUGUUGACUGAUCCGAUGGCCCCAUCGACCUUCGGUGCAUGGUUGAGCCAUGCUGGGAAUCAGCACGUUGGGGCUGUAUCAUUUAUAAUAACAGACUUUUUCCUCCUUUCUGGUGUCGGAGUCUUGACUUGUGUACAGGUGUCUCAGAUUGCACGCAAUAUCACAACAAAUGAAAUGGCAAACAUAAUGAGGUACAGUUACCUAAGAGGGCCAAAUGGUCGAUUCCGCAACCCAUACGACCACGGCUGCAAGAAGAACUGUUCAGAUUUCUUGAUCAACGGUUACAACGAAGAUGUUGAGUACACUGAAGAAUCAACAGAGCCUGAAGGAAUUGGAAUGAUGCAAAUGACAAGGAAUAAUAAUGCAGAGCUUCCAAAUGGUCAUCAAACAAAUGGACACGAUAAUAAUCAUCAUCAUGUAAUUGACGUGAAUAAUAAUAAAAACUCGUCAAAUUCACAUCAAGGUGGGGGCCACGUUCAUUCUUCUCAUUGCAGCCAUAGUCAUAGUCAGAGUAACAGUAACAGUAAUGUUCCUUUAGGUUUGGGUGUCGGUUUAGGUCGCAAUGUUUCCCGUCCUGCUGUGGUUUCGUGAUUAAUCGUAUGUGCUGUUUUAGUAUUGGAAAAAAAUAUACAUACUUAAUUUGUGACACCCACCUACUCUGUCUAUAUUCACACGCGAGGCGUUUGUAUUUUUGUUUAAUUGUUGUUCUUUUUUCAUUCUUUGUUUAUACAACUUUUUCUUCUGUGUUGUAGCAUGGAAAGAAUAUAAAGUAAUUUUUGUACCAUUUUGAGAUCUUGUUUC